This is a messenger RNA of Dalotia coriaria, 2937 nucleotides long. RefSeq lists its product as uncharacterized. The record is from RefSeq and is a predicted model, not a curated record. Lineage: Eukaryota; Metazoa; Arthropoda; Insecta; Coleoptera; Staphylinidae.
AGUCACAGUAUAUUGACAUUUUAUUCUAAACUGACAUUUUCCACUUUCUCAAAAAUAAUAUUUAACCAUUAAACAUUAAACAAUAUGAGUAUACAGGUAUUAUUACACCAAAAUCAUAUUUCUGGCAGCUUUUCCGAAUCUGCAUGUGAAGCACACGAUGACGAUGAGGAAGAAAUUCACGUAGAACGGAACAAUAGUAAAGUAGCAACGGAAAACGUCGAGCAGACAACAAAAGAUGAUGCAUCAAGCAAACGCCACCACCGCUGCGGCAACGCCGGCAACGGCGGCAACGGUGGCGACAAGUAUAAUUUAUUAGGCGAAGCUAUCCACUUCUACGACAAGCCUUCCUUGAAGAAGCACGCCAGAGUACCGCCGCCCACGCCCGCCUACGACAUCGAUUAUCAGCGCCCUAUCGUGCACAAACCCCUCGCAGUGUCGCACGUUCCCGCCGCCGAUCUACCGAAAGUUAGUGAUAGCGGCAUCCGCUUUAGUAUCCAAGCUCUUGGUAAAAUUCUCGGAUACGACGAGUACGAAUACGACCUGGUGCAAUUCUUCUUGUUGGAUAUUCUCACCGAUUGUCUCUGGAAAGCUCAAGAUGUUUUCGCCUUCAAGGAAAACGAACAAAAGUUACUUGAAUGGGUCACGGCUAUAUUUAAACUUAUUGCCGAUCCACUUUUAAAUUUAUCAAGAAAACAAUUCCUGCGUGUCUUCAAAAACAUUCUGUUUGCCUUAUACAAACACGUCAGCACGUCGUGCGAAAAGUUUCCGGCUACCGGGUUUAUCGACCAUUAUGUUCAAGAGUUGCUAGAACAAGAAGCAGUAGUUGCAAGCUCGUCCGAUAGCGAUGAUGAUGACUCAACUUCCUCAUUGGAUGAGAACCACACAAUUUCAGUAUCAACCUUCUCGAUCACAUCGAGCGACGCACGCAAAAUCACCAUCCAGCCGGAGUUCGACAUCAAGCAGCAUAUAAAUCACUUGAAGACGAACAAUCCGGUUGGAAAUAUUGUCCAUGCCUAUUCAGAUCCCUGUCUAGUAACAGACUCUAUGAAUCAUCAAGAAGUAGAAGGCGAAGAAGAAGGAGAAGAGGAGGAAAGUUUAGAUUAUACCACAUCUCAGAUGACUAAUGAUACCUCGCAAUGUAUUAACACAUAUCCAUUCUGGGCCGGAUACAAAAAGUUUAAACCAAUUGAUCAACCCUGUAUAUGUGACCCGAUUACUCCCUCUCAAAUCCACUGCACCUGCAUCAAUCCAUAUAUUAUGGCAGGUGAAGAUAUGGACUAUAAUGAGGUCAUAAUCAAUAUAAGCGAAUUGCAAUCGAGUGAUGAUAGGAGCGUGGUGAACUCCACCGACACGAAUAAAGAUUCCGACUUAACGUCGGGCACGGACGGCCGACUUAUUGAUGAGAAUAUUAAAUCAGCAUCCGGGCAAGUUAUCGAUUACUUGAGUAAGCGUCAAGCAACCUCUACGUUUCCACCACAAUCGCCUGCUGCAACAUCAUCUUUAUCGCAGGCACGAAGUGGAAUUAAUCUGCAAGAGACUAAGUUAUCACGAGUUGAAAUGGAUGCAGAAACUGCCGGCAAACAAAGACAAUCUGAAGUGGAGCGACAAUUGGAAUUGGAGCGAGUGCAUGAAAUUGAAAUUAUGAAGGAGUGGGCUUAUUUUAAAUUGAUGGAGCAACGCAAUUGGGAUAUGGAUGACCCACAAGUCGGCUGGGUGCCGUGGAUGAGCUGGAUGCAGAAACAAUCCGAUGACAACGCCGAUGUGAGGGGAAACUUUGCGGUCGUCGCGGAAAGUUUCGCGCAGGCGAAAAGUCAUGACCUACUUGAGCAUGUGCCCGCAGUGAAUGAAUGUCCCGACCUGAGAAAAUUGAAUUUUAACAUUCUUAGAGCGAUAGUGGACUUUGUUUUCGAGUACUUUUAUGAAAACUUUCAUUUCACAUUAAUAAAACUGGCGUUCCUGUCCCCGAAUCUCAUAACUCAGACGGUAAAUGCGGAGUGGAAUAUUCCGAAGGUGAUGAAGACGCAGUUUAAGCCACCCAAGGAGCCGAAGCCCGAAAAAGAGAAACGUCAGAAAGUCCCAAAAUCGAAAAAGGAAAUAAAGGUAACAAAAAAGAUGCCAAAGGAAAAAAGGCGUCGAAAACAAAAAGGACACAAAAGAAAAACUGAGCCGAAGGAAAAGAAAGGUAAGGACGAGUUAACGCCGGAGGAGAAGGAAGAAUUGGAGCGUCGCAAAGCGGAGGCGGAACGCUUGGAAGAAGAAAAGCAAGAAAUAGAGGAAAAUCGUGUUUUCCUGUUUCCAUUGGCCGACGCAGCUAGCGAGAAUCUAUUUAUGAGUAUAUUUGAAAAUUGGGUGAAGGCCGGCAAAGUUGACAAAGGCAAAUCACAGAGAAACAUAAAAGAAACCGAUAAGAAAAAGAAAACAAAAAAAUAAUCAACUAAAACCUUCAACUACUCAAAUUUAUCAUAAAAUCGUACAGCUAUAGCCAUCAUGUGGCUGAAAACCAAAGCAACACAACAUUUUCUCUACGUUUUAAUACAGGCAUCGCCAUCUAAAGCACAAAACAUAAACUAAAUCAACAAAAAAUUAAAAUAAAACUUAAAAUUCACUAGAAACAUACAAUUUUUAAAACGUACAUUAACUUAAUUUACAUAUUUAAGAUUAUUUCGAGUUUUUUGUAUCCAGGUCAUAUUAUUUUGAAAAUUUGUUUGAAAGUCUACCUACGUGAGUAGGAAGUAAAGGUGAGUGAUAUUUCUGGCUAGAAAAUGGGACGAAUUUCAACGAAUUUAUGGAACAAACUUUCAAAGUGCUCAUUCACUUAAAAAUAAAUUAUCUACAGUACGACAAGUACUUACACACUAAUAAUAUCAGUAAUACAUUGUAACUUAUAAUAAUUUCUGACAAUACAGACAAUUAUGUAAAUAAAUGAAUAAUAUUUCA